Messenger RNA from Gryllus bimaculatus (two-spotted cricket), 477 nucleotides. Lineage: Eukaryota; Metazoa; Arthropoda; Insecta; Orthoptera; Gryllidae. The record is from the annotation of a GenBank genome assembly.
AUGCUUACGGAGAACCCCUGGUCAGCAGGGACCGCCUGCGUUUUAAUAUCAGCGCGGGUUGGCAACGCACCGGAGGCGGGGGACCAGCAGCAAAUCUCAGGCAGCUGGUCGGGGAAUGGCGGGGGUGGCGAAAGGCUACAAUUGGCUGAAGAAAUACCUCGCGUCCUCCGCCUGGCUGUGCUGCGUGACUCGCAUCUCUUCCCCGUUUUCGGAUGUUGGACUGUCCAUGACCGGGUGAUGGACACUUCUCGAGGGUUUCUCCAACAAGGUAUCAGCCAACAGCGGGGCACAACCUCAGCCGGGACAAGAUCUAAGCUCCCGACCGGUCUCCCGGCAUGUGUGGCAGUAGGAGCCGCUGGGCAUCGCCACCGUCGAGAUCGCCAUCCCUGGGGGCGCCACGCUGGGCAUCGUCCUGGAGGUCUCCGUGCCUUCGCGGCGGCGCGCGUGGCCGCAGCCGGGCGCGAGGGGUCAGACUAA